Molecule: messenger RNA, 1350 nt
Organism: Lodderomyces margitis
Lineage: Eukaryota; Fungi; Ascomycota; Pichiomycetes; Serinales; Debaryomycetaceae
Exons: 1
Coding region: 1-1350 (449 amino acids)
Source: RefSeq, a predicted model, not a curated record
AUGGAAGAAUCAGACAUUAUUGACGUAAAAUACGACGACAGUAUCACUAUAAAGAGCUAUCCCACGUCAUUUGAUUUAGUAGAUAAUGAUUCCACUCCCGAUAUACGAAAUUUAAAAUACAAGACGAACACUGAUCAUUUGAAUUGUCCUAUUUGUCAACAACCUUUCAUCACUCCACUAACUACCAUAUGUGGACACACAUUCUGCAAAGAGUGCAUAUUAGAGUUUGUUAAAUCACUAAGGAACGGGUCGAAUAAUGACACCACCACCACUACCGGACACUGCCCCCUUGACAGAACACCUAUUGACGCAGCCAAUAUCAAUGACUUGUUCCCCACCCCACUAAUAGUCACAAACCUAGUGGAUGACUUGAAGGUAUAUUGCUUAAACAGUGAACGUGGAUGUGACUGGUCGGGAAGUCGAUGGGAAGUCGACCACCACGUAAUGGAUUUAUGUCCCUAUACGGGUGUAAAGUGCGGAGGACAACGGCACAAUGACCAAGUAUGUGAAUUAAUCGUUGAAAGAAGGUAUUUCAAAAAUGCUGAAGUAAAUGAAUGUAUUCACAAGAUAUUCAACUGUGAAUUUUGCGAUGCCGAGAUAACCAAGAUUACUGAAGAGGAACAUCUAGAUCACGAUUGCUUGUACAAUUACAAAACAUGUGAAUUAUGUGGCAAUGACUCUAUACCGCAAAAGAAUAUGGCCAAACAUCAAGAAAAUUGUAUAAAAAUGGGCAAGAUCAAAUGCCCUGCUCAUGAAAUUGGAUGUAAAUGGGUAGGCUCGAACGAGACCUCAUUGGAGAUACAUCUUCAAAAUGGCAACUGCCAGUUAAAUCAAUUUCUACCUUUUUACGCAUCAAUGAACGAGAGAAUGACUAACUUGGAGCUGGAAAAUCUGUUUUUACAACGACAACUCAACAAGAUACUAGAUUCAAUUAUACAAGGUAAAGUUACAAAUUUGGGAUAUAAUGAAGGCUUGGAGGAAAUCAACAAAUUCUCGGGCGGAGAAGAACAGGAUAAGCUUAUUUACCUAAACUUUGAGCUCGAUCGUCUUAAAUUUGAAAUCAAUGAAAAGUUAAUCCCAUUUAUGAAAAGGUCAAAGAUGAAUGACCAGGAAAAUAUGAUUAAGAAUUUGGUCAAUGAUAAUUUUAUGAUGCGCGAAGAUAUGAAUCUCCAAAGAAUGAUGAUCAAUAGCUUGAGGAAACAGCUACAGUUUAUGUUAUUCUCAAGGAACAGAAGUGUUGGGGUAGGAAACGCCAUGUCUAGCCCAAUGCAUGGUGAUGAUUUCGGUACUGAUUUGUAUGAACUCGAGUCAAGAAGCAGUUCAGAAGAGAGGUUUAAUUUAAAGUUGUAA